Molecule: messenger RNA, 650 nt
Organism: Tilletiopsis washingtonensis
Lineage: Eukaryota; Fungi; Basidiomycota; Exobasidiomycetes; Entylomatales
Exons: 2
Source: RefSeq, a predicted model, not a curated record
AUGCCGGAUUGCAACGUCGACGCGCGUCCGCCUCCAGACGCAGUGGCCGCGGCACUCUCCGAGGCAGGCACGCAGUAUCCCACCUUGGCCUCCGACGCCGCCACUGCCACACCCACCGACGGCUCGCCGCAGAAGAGUGCGAGUGCAGGCUCUCUUCUCGCCGCGCCAGCAGCGCUCGCUUCGCCUGCCCCGGCGCGGGCAGCGGCGUCGGCGCAGCGCACGGGCGAGGCCGAGGAGCAGCAGCAGCAGCAGCUGAGCGGCCUGCUCGCCGAGAUGCCUACUGGCGUGACGGGGCUGUAUGGAGGCCAGGCAGGGCUGCCUCUCUCCAGCGUCUCCUCCUCCUUGCUCCUCAGCUCGCGCUUCCUCUCCACGCCCAUCCCCACCGCCGCGCCUCUGCCUCUUGCAGCGCGGCAAGAGGCCGAGUUUACCUUCUCGCCCGGCGACGGCGCCGCGCCCCUGACGUUCACCUUCGGCAGCAUCGACGCGGCCGUGCCGCCCGCGACGCUGGCCGUGCCGCAGGCAGACGACGGCGGGCGCAGCGGCAACGACGACGCUCCGCCGCUCGACGUCAACAACCUGGAGGCGCCCGACAUUGGCUGGGUCGCCACACUCAUCGGCGGCGUGCCGUACAAGAACGGCGAUCUGGCAGC